GCCACUUUGCACUCUGCGAAAUAACACAUCAGCUGAUUAGUGUUAUACGUAGGCAAGGCAUACAUAUGUAUACCUAUAGCUAUCUAAUAGUAAUGAAGUGACAAAUUUUUUGUGAUGUGGACGACUAUCAAAUUUAGAUAACGUGUGAGAAUAAGAGUCAUGUAAUUGUAAAAUAGGUGGAAUAAAGACCUGUUAGAGGGUAUAAACAUAAUGGCUUACCAAACUUUCCGGCAGGAAUAUCUGCAGAUGCCCGUGGUGACACGAGCCUACACGACUGCUUGUGUUAUCACGACUUUAGCCGUCCAACUGGAUCUUGUCUCUCCAUUUCAGUUAUACUUUAACCCAAUAUUGAUAUUGAAACAAUACCAGCUAUGGCGGCUGAUAACAACUUUCCUAUUCUUUGGGACAGUUGGAUUCAACUUCUUUUUCAAUAUGAUAUUCACUUAUCGUUAUUGUCGGAUGCUGGAAGAAGUCUCGUUCCGGGGUAGAACGGCAGACUUUGUUAUGAUGUUCAUAUUUGGUGGCAUCUGCAUGAUUAUUUUUGCAUUUUUUGUUAAUUUGUUAUUCCUGGGCCAAGCAUUUACAAUAAUGUUGGUCUACAUUUGGUCACGACGGAACCCUUUUGUGAGAAUGAACUUUUUUGGGCUGCUCAAUUUUCAAGCGCCAUAUUUGCCUUGGGUGCUGUUAGGAUUCUCAGUACUACUAGGCAAUGCCAUGUGGGUUGAUUUAAUUGGGAUGGCAGUAGGGCACAUGUACUACUUUGCCGAAGAUGUAUUUCCUAGACAAGCCGGUGGUUUCCGAAUACUGAAAACGCCACAAAUAUUGAAAUCUUUGUUCGAUGCACAUCCAGAGGAUCCGAAUUAUACGCCAUUACCAGAAGAUAGGCCGGGAGGCUUUAACUGGGGCCAAGGUGCCAAUGUACAGUGAUUUAGACAGAAGUUUGCCAACUAAUUAACGAAUCAUCAUCAUCAUCAUCUUUAAUGUUUUUGGAGCAAUUCUUUACACCUUUAUACUAUUAUUGCUUCAAACUUUACAUCAGACCAUGUACGAACUUUAUUGGCAGGUGAUCCAAGGCUUUCAUUCAUUCUCAUAUGGACUCAACUUGAAUACAAUAAAUCAUGUAUUCCCUGAAAUUGAAAACAAUUGUUUCACCAUGUGUGAUAAUGCCUAACAGAUAUUUUCUGCCCUUGGAUCUUUGUACUCACAUAACAUUGGUCAUUCUGAUUGGGUGACAAAUUUUUGUAAUCAGAUAGCUGAUAUGAAAUAUUCACGUAUAGUUAUAAGGGUGAAAUACUGUAGUCUUCGUAACCAGUUCCAAAUUAAAAUACUGUAUUGUACAAAAAAAAUUGCAAACAUUGUCAAAGUGUGGCGCAAGAACAACAUUUUAGUUAGCAACCUUUGGUUUUUUUUUCUAUUCUGUUGUCGACGGCUAUAUUCUUUCAUGUCAUGAUUGCUCUCGUGUGAAAUGUCUUGUCUGUGAUUUAGCUGUAAAAAUGAUAAAUACCGAUUUUCAGCAAGUGAAUUAAGAAGUAAGAAUUUCCACGUCUUAGAAUGUUAGAAUUGAUCUUGUGCCCACAAGGUUAAUAGUCAUACAGUUACGAAUCCUCAUAAAUCUUUAGGAAUAUGAUUCUUACAUGAUUCAAUAUUGGGAGGAGAGGAGCGAGGGAAGGGUGUAUUGGUAUUGUUACGAAUGUAAGCGGUAUAUUUAUUAAUGUUAGGAGGCACUAAUGACGUAGUUUCUUACAACUGGAUCUAUGGAGCACAAAAUGAUAAGCCCGAUCAUUGCGUCCCUAUUUUUAGACCUAUUCCCCAAAGACUACUUACUAUCUAUCCAUAUAUUGUUAGUUCUUAUACGUAUUUAAAUGUACUACUGUGCCAGUGUUUAGGAAUUCACAUUUUCAGAUUAUAAAUAUUGCACCCCCUGGAUCAAGUUAAAGUUAUUAGUAAUUAAAUUGAAAUCAGUUGGUUUUCUAAGAUUAACCACACGUUUGCACCUGAAGUUGUACAUACAUGACCCGAUACUGUUAUUGACUGCUGUGCUAAUUUUUCGUCAAUAUUGAAGGAAAAUAAAUUUGAGACAAUGAAGAA
Athalia rosae (coleseed sawfly) is the source of this 2088-nucleotide messenger RNA. It is a transcript of the gene Der-2, whose product is annotated as derlin-2. Gene Ontology annotation, molecular function: misfolded protein binding; ubiquitin-specific protease binding. Gene Ontology annotation, cellular component: Hrd1p ubiquitin ligase ERAD-L complex; endoplasmic reticulum membrane. Bases 211 to 927 code for a protein of 238 amino acids. The transcript is spliced from 6 exons. Gene Ontology annotation, biological process: endoplasmic reticulum unfolded protein response. The record is from RefSeq and is a predicted model, not a curated record. Lineage: Eukaryota; Metazoa; Arthropoda; Insecta; Hymenoptera; Athaliidae.